This is a messenger RNA of Lolium perenne, 1765 nucleotides long. RefSeq lists its product as uncharacterized. NCBI's taxonomy places the organism in Eukaryota, Viridiplantae, Streptophyta, Magnoliopsida, Poales, Poaceae. Gene Ontology annotation, molecular function: protein binding. The record is from RefSeq and is a predicted model, not a curated record.
AAAAAAGGGGUUUCGGCGGCGAGCUCGGCCGCCCUCCGACGCCCCGUUCCUCCGUCGACCGGGCAGGAAAUGGCACUGCAGCUGCCGGAGAUCCCGAGCCACCUGCUGGCGCAGAUUUUUCUCCGACUGUCGGCCCCAGAAGACCUCGCCCGCACCUCCGCCGCCUGCGUCGCCUUCCGCCGCCUCGUCACCGACGGCUCCUUCCUCCGCCGCUUCCGCCGCCUCCACGCCCCGCCCCUACUCGGCUUCCUCGACCUCGAAGGCUUCCACGCCGCCCUCCCGCCCCACCCAUCCGCGCCCGCCGCCAGCUCGUUCGCCGCCGCCGCCGACUUCACCUUCUCCUUCCUGCCACCCCACUGCGGCUGGAUCGUCCAGGAAAUCCGCGACGGCCGCGUCCUCCUCGCCCGCGACCACGGAGAAGAUGCGCGUUCCCCGGUCUUCAAGGAGCUCGUGGUGUGCGACCCCUUGCACCGCCGCUACGUCACGCUCCCCCCGCUCCCCUCCGCCCUAGCCGAUUCGGUGUACCGUCCGGCACCCGUUGCACGCAUGCCCUGGUGCGAGCCUUGCCUCGCGCCCCUCGGCGAGGACGACGCAGCCACGACAGCAUUCACAGUCAUCUGCGUGGUACACUGCGAAACCAAGCUGGCCACCUUCGUUUUCUCUUCGAGCACGGGACAAUGGCAAGCCUCGGCGUGCAAGGGUUGGCGUGAAUUGUUCUGCGGCAGGGGCGAGUCGACCGUGAAUUCACCAUCGAAUUCACCACUGGACCCUAUGUUCCUCAGACGCCAUUACGCGUAUGGCUGCUUCUACUGGGAGUCCACCAUGAUUAAAAGGAAAGAGUUACUCGUGCUUGACACCCGGAGGAUGGAGUUCUCGAUUGCUGACCUCCCAUCCAAAGGAUGGAGUACGUUCGGAGUAGCCAUUCUGGAGGCAGGGGAAGGCAGUGUUGGGUUGUUCGGUAUACGCGAUGAACCUGCAGGUGGCAAACGUGACCUCUGUUACACCAUUAGACAAAACAAAGGCAAGAGGUCCAGUCAGUGGCAGAUGGUGAAGGCAAUGACGCUAGGUUCUGGGUGUCUGCAUAAUAUCAAAGCUUCAACAGAGAGGUACUUUCUCCUAGUAAGUGCUGAUGCCCCACGACGCGUAGGCUCAUCUUUCAAGAUGGAAUUGGAAUAUUUCUCCAUGGAUGUCAAGAAAUUGCAGCUUGAGAGGGUUUGUGUGAAACCUUUUGGGUUAGCCUUGUCCAGGACACGCAUAUACACCAACUUCCCACCAUCGUUUUUGUCUUCACCAACAAUAUGAAAUGAUUUGAUGGGGCCAUAAUGAGAUCAACAUUCUUGAUUCAAAGCAACUCUGAUUUCAAUGGCGUGGAGUUCUCAGGAGAUGUGAUCACCUUAUCUACAAGACAAUCUACAUUGCUUCACCUGGUGGUGGUCGUGUCUAUUGUUUCAGUUAAUUAGUGUAACGUGUAUGUGGAUGUUUCCUGCCUGAGAGUGUCACAUUGAAGUUACUAGUGCUUAACAGUUGGCACCGUCAUGUCUAUGUUGUUCUUCCUAUCAUGCCGAAGAGUGUGACACUGAACUUACUUUACAUGCCUCUGUCUGGCUGUGUGGUCCAAUUUGCAUUGCAAGUGACAGCGCUAAACAUGGAAAAGCAAAGUCUUUGCAGUCACAUGUUUCAAGUCCAAUUGAGAUGAAUAUCACCAGUGGAACAAAUGCUAUCCUGCUAUUGCUUAUCUAGCCUAAUAUAAGACCUAUAUAACUUA